AUGAGUUUAAAAGAAAUACAACUUAAUAAUGGAGGAGAUCCAUUUAUAUUUGUAGUUAAUAAGAAUACCGAAUGGAAUAUACCAUAUAAACCACAAGCAGCAGUAGGAACGAAUAGAGUGUCGAUGUUGAUCAAACAGCCACAAGAACAAAAGAGUAGUAAUCAAGAAAUGAAACAAGAAAGAAGAGAGAGAGGAGGAGAGAUAGGGAAUCAAGGGAAUAAACGGAGUGGAGAGAAAAUGAAUGAAAAAAUCAAUUAUAAUGAAUAUUUAGGGAAUAUACAUAAAUAUCGAAUGAGAGGAGCUAAUAAACAUUUAUUUAUAGCAUAUUAUACAUUAUUUGUAAAACCAGUAUUUGAAAUAUAUCAAAAAACAUCAAAAAGUCGAGAUAUUACACAAUAUACAAAAGAAGUAUCAAUUGCAUAUGGAAUAGAACCAAAUAGAUGUUCAUCAAUGUUUGAUACAUUAAAUAGAUGGCUUUAUUCAUCAAGUGGUUUAACUAAAGGACCAGAUUCAAUUUUAUAUCGAUCAAGUGAACCAUUUUUAAAAAAUAUAGAUAAUAGACAACCAAGUGAUUAUCCAUAUUAUCAAACAACAAAUACAACAAAUUAUCAAACAAAAGAACCAUUUAAUGGAAUUAGUGAACUUCCACGUGAUGUUAAAACUGCAAUUGAUCAAACAAAAAAACCAGCUCCAAUGAAACCUAUUCCUCGUUAUCCUGCACCUUAUCCUUUUGGUUAUGAUAAAGAUAAUCGUGAUCAAAGAUAUUCUAGAACUUAUGAUGAUCCUUAUUAUGAUGAUCCUCGUUUUGAUCCAAGAUAUUCAUCAUCUCGUUUUGAUCCUCGUUUUGAUCCAAGAUAUGAUCCUCGUUUUGAAAGAUUUGAUUUAAGAUAUGAUCCAAGAUAUGAUCGUUAUGAUCCAAGAUAUGAUCCAAGGUAUGAUCGUUAUGAUCCAAGAUAUGACAAUACCACUGACCCUAGAAUUGAUAUGAGAAAUGAUCCUAGACUUGAUCCUAGAAUAAAUUAUGACACUCGUUAUGAUCGUUUAGAACGUGGGAUUCAACAACUAGAACGUCCAAACGAACGAACUCCACUUGAACGUGCUGCUUCUAUUGAUCGUCCUCCUAUUGAUUCAAAAACUCCUCUUGACAAAGUCUCCGAUCGCACUCAACAAGACCUUCAAAAUCGCACUCAACUAGACAGAAAUCAACGUCUCCCUUUAUCAGACAUUCGUCCUUCCCUUAACGACCCCAGAGAUCUUCGUGACCCUCGUAUCAUCGACUCUAGAUUCGAUCCUAGAUAUGACAAUCGUUAUCUUAGAGAUCCUCGUUAUUUAUCUGACCCUAGGUAUGAUCGUGAUCCUUUCCCUCGUGAUAAUUUAGAACAAGGAAUGCCUACAGAUAGACCUCUCGUAGAUAAAGUACCAAUAGAGACUAGAGGUUCAUUGCUUGACCGAUCAAUAAUGGAUAGAGAUACACAGUUAUCAAUGAACCAUGGGAUAAACAUUCCAUUUGAGUUUAUGGACAGAAGUAUGAUUGAGCUAAAUGAUAGAGGUGAUAGGUUUAAUGGAUAG
This is a messenger RNA of Entamoeba dispar SAW760, 1569 nucleotides long. RefSeq lists its product as uncharacterized. The coding region runs from base 1 to 1569 and encodes 522 amino acids. The record is from RefSeq and is a predicted model, not a curated record. The transcript has a single exon. Lineage: Eukaryota; Evosea; Mastigamoebida; Endamoebidae.